AUGAAAGUCACGUCAGCCACUUGUCGCCAGCACGCGAUAUACAAACGCGAAUUGAUCGGUCAGUCGCCCUCUUGUUGCUUCUUCAUCUUUAUUAGCCGUCGUUGACGAGUGAUACUCGUUUCGUACGCCGUUAGUCGCGAAAAUGCCUUUCCCGGAUACUGCCAACGGUCACGACAGUCUACCAGCCACUAAGCGAUCGAUUAAUAACGACAGUGCGAUGGAUACAAACGCGAAACAUGUGCGAAACACGUAUUCUUUCGAAACGUUGCAAGAGUCCGCACAAUAUUUGUUGGAUCGCAUAAGGAUCAAGCCGAAGAUAGGAAUUAUAUGCGGUUCAGGACUGGGUUCAAUUGCGGAAUCCCUUGUGGACAAGCAAUGCUUCCCAUACGAGGAAAUUCCACAUUUCCCGACGUCCACGGUAAAAGGUCAUACUGGUCAAAUGGUCUUCGGCUAUCUUCAAGGUGUGCCGGUCAUGUGUAUGCAGGGCAGAUUUCAUUAUUACGAGGGAUACCCGCUUUGGAAGUGCGCCAUGCCGGUCAGGGUGAUGAAGCUGGUGGGUGUUACACAUUUAAUCGCCACGAACGCGGCCGGUGGUCUAAAUCCUACUUAUAAAGUUGGUGACAUCAUGAUAAUGAAGGAUCAUGUGAACAUGAUGGGUUUUGCUGGAAACAACCCGCUUCAAGGACCGAACGAUGACAGAUUUGGUCCUCGAUUUCCACCGAUGAACAAAGCUUACAACGUCACUCUAAUGGAGAUCGGCAAACAAGUCGCUGAAGAAAUGGAUAUCAGUAACAUUGUGCAUAAAGGAGUCUACACGUGUUUGGGUGGACCUAAUUUCGAGACGGUGGCGGAAUUGAAGAUGCUGAGGAUGAUGGGCGUCGAUGCAGUUGGCAUGUCCACGGUUCAUGAAGUGAUCACCGCACGACAUUGCGACCUGACUGUUUUCGCGUUUAGUCUCAUCACUAAUCAGUGCGUUAUCGAUUAUGAUGAUCACUGCGAGGCUAACCACGAGGAAGUAAUGGAUGUCGGCAAAGCACGACAACCGAUUCUUCAGGAUUUCCUCUCCAAGAUCGUGUUGCGUCUUAAGGACAUUAUGGAACUAAAAAAGAAAUGAUUGGGUUGUGAAUCUUCGUGAAAAACAGCUCGCUUUCCUACGAGGGGUCCCCGACUGUUUGUUUCGUCCUCAUGCAGAUAAAGCUUCCGAAAGUUUUAUCCCUUAAGGAUUAGAAAAUCGAUAGUGCAAAAGUAACGAUUCAAUGAUAAUCAGAAGCAAUGUUUCAGUAUCAUUAUUUUUAAGUAUUCAGUAUGGUUUUAUACUAAUCUUGAGUUGAUUUUUAUUUAAUGCAGAUGUGUCGCGAAGCCAUGUGUAGACUUAAUGUACGUACGUGCAAUCUAUGGAAGACAGAAAUGUAACUUCAAUAUAAGUAAUAUGUUUAUAAAAACGAUAUCACGUAAAUGCGAUCUAUCCGGAAAAGGUUUAAUUUUUAUGGGAAUAUACAAAAUUGUUAUUUUAAUUGUUUCUUUAAUUGUGAUAUUAAUAAAUGCAAUAAAAUCGUAGCAUCCCUUUAAAUAAUAAAUCUUACUUAUGAUUUACUUAUGAUGAUACUUUAAGAUUUCAACUAUUAACGAUUAAUAUUAGCGGCGAUUAUUGCUAGAGAUAUUAUUGUUGUUAUUAUUAUUAUUAUUAUUAUUAUUAUUACUAUUAUUAUUAUUAGUAUAGUUUUGAUCGAUGAUGUUACCGACGAAAAAUCCAGAUCUCGUUAUUUGUUAUUCGCGAAAAAUACAUGCAUACUUCGAGAAAAUAUAAAAUG
Messenger RNA from Odontomachus brunneus, 1811 nucleotides. Its product is annotated as purine nucleoside phosphorylase. Gene Ontology annotation, molecular function: purine-nucleoside phosphorylase activity. Lineage: Eukaryota; Metazoa; Arthropoda; Insecta; Hymenoptera; Formicidae. The transcript has 6 exons. The coding region runs from base 143 to 1114 and encodes 323 amino acids. Gene Ontology annotation, biological process: nucleoside metabolic process. The record is from RefSeq and is a predicted model, not a curated record. Gene Ontology annotation, cellular component: cytoplasm.